This is a messenger RNA of Notolabrus celidotus (New Zealand spotty), 2886 nucleotides long. RefSeq names its product connexin 52.6 (gene gja10b). Gene Ontology annotation, biological process: cell communication. The record is from RefSeq and is a predicted model, not a curated record. Bases 847 to 2271 code for a protein of 474 amino acids. Gene Ontology annotation, cellular component: connexin complex. The transcript has 3 exons. NCBI's taxonomy places the organism in Eukaryota, Metazoa, Chordata, Actinopteri, Labriformes, Labridae.
AGAACACUUCAAGGCACAACAACUAUCACAAAGGAGACCCUGAACUGUAGAGCACCUGAAAUCCUCUAUCAGACAAGAAUGGGAGAGUAUUUCAAUUUAAACUCCAGAAACUGGUCUCCUGGGUUCACCAACGAAGAGCUGAUGCAGCAAAACAUUGGCAAACAUGUCCCUGAAUUGUCCCAUGUUUGAUACUCUGCAUGUGGUUCAAAUACAGUGGAAAUCAAUGUGCUGCCAUAACAGUCUCAGCUGGGGGCAUUUGCUCCAUUUCCACCACUAGGGGGUCCAGUACUAAACUGGGGUGAUAAGGUCAAGCUCUACCGUUAUGUUAAAGUUCUUCCUAAAGGAGUUGAUGUAAAUGAGGUCAGGGCUUUUGGCAGGCCGGCCUGCUCCAUAUCAAACUGGGGGAACGAUUUGUGGACGGGCUGCUCCUUUAGAUGAAUGUCAAACAUGAAAAUAGACAAACACAAACUCUUGUCUCAAAGGGAAGGGUUCAUUUUGCAAACUGCUGUACUAGAAGAAGUAGGGACAUAUUGUACAUGUUGUAUUGACAUCUCGGUUGGUGCUAUUUCCAGUGUAGUGUCCUCUUAAAAGUGUCAGGAUGAAACUGACCUCAGGGCGUUAUAGGGCCAUGUGGUGGAUCAAUGGCUGCUAACUGGAGUCCCAGUUUGCAGCAGCAUCCCAACAGUGUCAGCUACACUGCACAGUCGGGUCUCAUCUGUCUCCACAGAGACGACUAAUGAGCCCUCAUGACUCCACUACUCAUGUAUCUGCUCUUUUAUGAUUGCAUUUUGCUGAAAGAAACAAGACAAGGACCUUAGAAAACAUAUGAUAACAAUGUGACAGAAGAUGGGUGAUUGGAACUUAUUGGGGAGUAUACUAGAGGAGGUCCACAUUCAUUCCACCAUCGUGGGGAAGAUCUGGCUCACCAUCCUCUUCAUUUUCCGGAUGCUUGUUCUGGGUGUUGCAGCUGAGGACGUCUGGGAUGAUGAACAGAGCGAGUUUGUUUGUAACACGGAGCAACCUGGCUGCAAGAACGUCUGCUACGACCAUGCGUUCCCCAUCUCACUCAUCCGCUACUGGGUCCUGCAGAUCAUCUUCGUGUCUUCUCCGUCUCUGGUCUACAUGGGGCACGCGUUGUACCGAUUGAGGACCCUGGAAAAGGAGAGGCACAGAAAGAAAGCCUGUCUGAAGGCUGAGUUGGAGGGGUCAGAUCCGGUUCAGGAGGACCAUAAGAGAAUUGAGCGAGAACUCAGGAAACUAGACGAGCAGAAGAAAGUAAGGAAAGCUCCACUGAGAGGCUCCUUGCUGCGCACAUAUGUUUUUCAUAUCUUAACGCGAUCUGUGGUGGAAGUGGGCUUCAUUAUAGGUCAGUGUGCUCUGUACGGGAUCGGACUGUCUCCUCUUUUCAAAUGUGAGCGGUUGCCUUGCCCGAACAGCGUCGAUUGCUUUGUUUCAAGGCCAACAGAGAAGAAUAUUUUCAUGGUUUUCAUGUUGGUUAUCGCAGGAGUUUCUUUAUUCCUCAACCUGCUGGAGAUCUUCCACCUGGGGGUGAAGAAGAUCAAACAGAGCUUGUACGGAUACAAAUAUGGAGAUGAUGACAGCGUGUACAGGUCAAAGAAAAACUCCUCAGUGCAACAGGUCUUAGCGCUCAAUAACUCCUCACCGCAGAGGCUGAUGCAGCUCACACAGAGGACCUUCUCUGUCGUGCCUGAUGCUCAUGUGGAGUCUUUGAUUGUUGUCCCAGGGGUCUCUCAGAAUCGGUUGGGGUCCAGCAUCUCCACCCAGCAGCCAAGCCAAGCAGACAUCCAAGUUGUCCAGCUGCUGGGGGCGGUAGAGCGCCGCCUCACUCUGGAAAACAGGAAGCCGUCAAGCAGCAGUGAUGAGUCGAACGGACCGCAUGGCUCAGCGCAGCUACAGUAUGCAGGACCUCGACCCACACUCAUGGGGGGCCACAUAGAAAUCCCUGCCUCUCUGAAGAUCCCUCAGAGGAAGCACAGCAAAGUGAGCGUUUGUAAGGACUUCAGUGACAUGAGCGACUCUCCGGAGAGCGACCACUACCCCACAGCCAGGAAGUGCAGCUUCAUGUCCAGAGGACUGUCGGAGGGUAAGCUGGCCACACCGUCUGACAGCGGCGACUCUCAGAGCGGGACGGACUUGGAGGCCCAGCACCUCAACCAGGGGGAGAGUCCCAUGGUGACACCGCCACCAGCCAGCGGGAGGAGGAUGUCCAUGAGCAUGAUUCUGGAGCUGUCUUCAAUCAUGAAAAAGUGAACUCAGAUGAUGAUUGGGAGCCUGUUGGAUUUCUAAAGGACUGAGGGAUCCUGAUCACAGAGUGGUUCUCUGUUCUCGUCUUUAUAUACAUAUUAUACUUAUGUUUAUACUUUCACAUGAACAAUAACUUCCGUUAUGUAAACAUGACAUAGCAAUGAGGAGCUUCAUAAAAAGCUACAUUUUCUGUACAAAUGAUAUAUCCAGCUUUGGGAUCCUUUUAUACUGAUAGCUUGAACGCCUCACACUAUUGGGGCUGAUGUUUUUUUGGAUCUGACGAACCAAAAAUGAAUCUGUUAUAUUUGGCUUAAAGCAAAGUGACUACUCAUAAAAUGAGACGAACAAAGCGUGUUUAAAUAUUUGACUGAAGAUUGUAAUAAAAGAUCGUGGAAUACGAUCGUGGAAUUGGCGAACACAGAAAAUGAGAGAAGUGUAAAUCAGUGUUUUUUGUUUGGAAUGAGCUGGAGAAAAAAAGGGCUCUGCAAUGUAAAUAUUUGACUGAGAGUAAAGCUUGCUAUUGUUUUUGAAUAUAUCUGACCAUUGGAUACUUUAAUUUUAAAUGUAGUUGAUGUACUGAUGUUUUUUAAUAAACUCAUCCCCCUCUUCAGCAAGACUGAA